Molecule: messenger RNA, 924 nt
Organism: Fusarium graminearum PH-1
Lineage: Eukaryota; Fungi; Ascomycota; Sordariomycetes; Hypocreales; Nectriaceae
Exons: 2
Coding region: 1-924 (307 amino acids)
Biological process (GO): nucleotide transport; folate import into mitochondrion
Cellular component (GO): mitochondrion
Molecular function (GO): folic acid transmembrane transporter activity; FAD transmembrane transporter activity
Source: RefSeq, a predicted model, not a curated record
AUGCCCGACUUUAACAAUGCGGGACUCUCGCCCGCGACCAUUGAGUCUAUCGCCGGUCUCAGUGCUGGAACUGUCUCAACUUUGACGGUCCAUCCUCUUGAUGUGGUCAAGACUCGAAUGCAGAUCUAUCGGAGCACAGCUCCCGGUGCGGUCCGUCCAACGACGGUGUCUAUCCUUCGCGCACUGACAUCCACACCUCAUCCUAUCGCCUCUCUCUACCGCGGUCUAACGCCAAACCUUGUUGGAAACGCUUCCAGUUGGGCCUCUUUCUUCUUCUUCAAGUCGCGCUUUGAGAACACUAUCGCUGCUUGGCAGGGUCGGCCAGAUGGACGCCCGACGCCGGGCGAUUACUUCGUCGCGAGCGCUCUGGCAGGCGCUUCGACAACGACGCUGACCAAUCCUAUCUGGGUUCUCAAAGUCCGCAUGGUAUCUUCUGAUCGCGGUUCUCGGGGUGCUUACCCUUCCAUGCUUGCCGGUGCGCGCUCCAUUCUUCAGACCGAAGGUAUCCGGGGCUUCUACCGCGGCUUGGGGAUCUCCUUGGUGGGCGUUUCUCACGGCGCUGUGCAGUUCGCUGUGUAUGAUCCCAUGAAAAGACUGUAUCAUGCCCGCCGUCGCGAAAAGUACGGCCUCGAAAGAGAUCAUAUGACAACCGAAGCGACUAUCGGGCUGUCGAGCUUAGCCAAGUUUGUUGCUGGUGCUGUCACUUAUCCCUAUCAGGUCCUGAGAAGCAGGUUGCAGAACUACGAGGCUGACAAGCGGUUCGGACGAGGAAUCAGAGGUGCUGUGGUAAGGAUAUGGACCGAGGACGGACUUAGAGGGUUCUAUCGCGGACUGGUACCCGGUGUGGUGAGAGUCAUGCCUGCGACGUGGGUGACCUUUUUGGUGUACGAGAACGUCAAGUAUUAUAUUCCUUACUGGGUUUGA